UAAGAUUUCCUUUUCCUCCUCUUUAAAUAUGUCCCACUGCCUUUAAACCAAGCCAGCAACUCCGUGAUCCCAGAGAUCCCACCACUAAGGCAGAUGAGAUGUGUUUGUAGGGAACAUGAACCAGUUUAAGACCAUUAUCAAGGUGGCCAAGGGCAGGCUGGCUCUUACCAGUUGGCACAGCCAGCUUCGCAGGGAGCUCAGCCUCAAUCCCUCCCCGCUUUCUGCUAACCAGUCAUCCCUCCAAUGCCCAAACUUUGCUGGGCGGAGGCUGCCGGGUGGGAGCGGGGCUGUGGGGAGCAUCACUCCUGCGGGAUGCUGUGCUGGGAUCGAUGAUGUCCUCCCCGCUCCCGGCAGCGCCCGCGAUGUGAUUCCUCCCUGCCGGCGGCACCGCUCCCAGACAAAGGCUGCGCUCAGCUGGACCUGGGCUACCCACGCGAGCGCUCCCACCUUCCCCCAACAUCCAACAGACGGAUCAAAGCCCAUCUUUUGUCAUGGAAAGGAUUAACUCCGCGGGGAACAGCGGCGGAGGCUGAGCCCGCCACGCAUCGCCUGCUUCCCAGCACGCUCAGGAGUUUUGGAGCCAACCUCCCGGCAGCUAAUCCUCCUCGCUGGGAAGAGCCGGCAGGGCGGCAGGUGAAGGGAAGAGAACGGGGAGGAGUGUCCACACACACACACACACAUCCACACACACACACCCGCACACGGCACCGGGCAGCGGCAGCGGAUCGGCGGCUGCGUGCGGGGAGCUCCGCGGGGAGCGCAGCCCGGAAUGAAACCAGCUGGAGCAUCGGCAGAGAGGAGCUGUUCGCUUGGAAAAGUCUUUCAGGAAUCGAUCGGGAGAUGCCGGUGAGAGAAGUUGCUGAAAGGCAAGCUGGAAUGGCCAGGAGCUGCGCGCCGCCGGCCCCGUCACACAGCGGAGCAGCUGAACUUUGUGGGGUCUGAACAUUUUUCUCCUCUGCGAACGCUCUGGGCAGCGCUGACGGGAGAGCCAGGACGGCACCGCACACCUUGAGCCCGACCGAGCCUGGGCUAGUGCCAAGGGGGGAUUUCUGUCUCUCCGAGGAUCAUCGCCUCUGAAAAAAAAAAGAAGGGAAAUUUAGCUUUCUUUUCCAGAUGACUGAAAAUAUCUACAGGAUCCUGUCUCUCCGGUUUUCAUCGGUGAGUAGCAUAAGGGACAGGCAACUGAGGAACAAAAAUGAUAUCAGUCAAAAUCAUUCCAGCACCUACUUUUUCCUAAGGAACUUCAUGGCCAUAGGGGUUUUCUGUGGGCAUUUUCAGGAGUGAGACCGAGGUACCACAGAUGCGUCCCUACCGGAUCAUGUAAGAAUUUGCAAAUGAGAAACGUACCCCAUCCAGACCUUCUCUGCCCGCUUUGCAGUACAUGGUUUGGUGUAAGCACAGCAAUUCUCACCUCUUUCUCUCCCUUUUAAGUCUCUUGAGCUUGGAGACCUCUUUCCUCAUUGCAAUUAUGAUUAUUUGCAACAUCAGUGCCAUCAAAGAUUGGAGCACUUUCCUUUCCCAAAUCCUCCCCAGCGUUAACAAGACUCUGAACUUGGUACGGCAAGUGGAAGCCACCACCAGCUCGGUGGUAAGCGUCCUCCAGGACCCUGAACAGGACAACUACCUGUCCAACAGCCAGUCCAUGAACUCCAGCAACUUCACAGCUGGCCUGGACCAUUUGUUCCAGUACUCAUACUCGGACAAUGACCAGCUCUACAAGGAGUACAAACCCCCUCCUCGAGAUGCCAUUCCUCUGCCCAAGGCUGUCCUCUACCUCCUCAUGGCAGCCCUGGUGGUGGUGGCAGUGGCGUACGCCAUCGUCGGGCAUCUCAUCAAGGACCUCAUUUACGACUUUGUAGACUGGAUCUUUGGCCCCAACCCAGAUGACAACAGCAACAAGAGCGACAUCAACUGCAUCAGCAACAGCGUCAACGAGAUGAGCGAGAUGCCCGAGGCGCCGCGGCACCGCGAGCGCCAGCCCCAGGACGUGGUCAUUGCCAUCAGCGAGACUUGCCACCUGCCACAGCAGACGUGACCCGUGCCACACCCGGGCCAGGCGGGAUGGAGCAGUGGGAUGGAGCAGAAGGAUGGAGCAGAAGGAUGGAGCAGUGAAACAGUGCAGCAGGACCGGGCAGGGAGAGGAAGGGAUGGGCAAAGCCGGCACCGUGGAGCAAAGCCCUUCUCCCCCUGGUUUUACCAGCCUCUAAGGACCUUGCGGGGGUGGGUGGCAUCACCCCUUCUCCCAGGCUUGUCAGCCCUGUCCUGACGUCUGCCCUUGGGUUUGUGACCCCCUCUUUGUUCCCUGUGAAUAGCAAAAAAGAAAAAGCAAAUGCAAAAUGCACCCACCAGA
Taeniopygia guttata (zebra finch) is the source of this 2350-nucleotide messenger RNA. RefSeq lists its product as uncharacterized. The record is from RefSeq and is a predicted model, not a curated record. NCBI's taxonomy places the organism in Eukaryota, Metazoa, Chordata, Aves, Passeriformes, Estrildidae.